Xenopus laevis (African clawed frog) is the source of this 1318-nucleotide messenger RNA. RefSeq names its product solute carrier family 25 member 17 L homeolog (gene slc25a17.L). The record is from RefSeq and is a predicted model, not a curated record. Lineage: Eukaryota; Metazoa; Chordata; Amphibia; Anura; Pipidae. Gene Ontology annotation, biological process: transmembrane transport; FAD transmembrane transport; ADP transport. The transcript is spliced from 9 exons. The coding region runs from base 173 to 1015 and encodes 280 amino acids. Gene Ontology annotation, cellular component: membrane; peroxisomal membrane. Gene Ontology annotation, molecular function: coenzyme A transmembrane transporter activity; AMP transmembrane transporter activity; NAD transmembrane transporter activity.
CAAAAUAAGGUCUGUGAUUGUCUAUUUGGCAGCACUAUAUGGACUGGCAGCCUGCAGGAAGCUUUGCAUAUGCUCUUUAUGCAUCAAAAGGCUGCCUCCAUGCCUGCAUAUUAAAUAUGAGCACCUGUUUUGAGGCCCCUGGGAGCAACAUCAAAUAGGCAGCGUGGCUGCGAUGACUCUCUUCUAUCCACUGGACACUGCACGGCUCAGGCUGCAAGUGGAUGACCAGAGGAAGUCCCGUUCAACCCCGGCCGUACUGCUGGAGAUUAUGCGAGAGGAGGGGAUACUGGCUCCAUAUCGAGGAUGGUUCUUUGUGAUCUCCACUCUCUGCUGCUCCAACUUUGUUUAUUUCUACACUUUUAACAGCUUGAAAGAGCUGUCGAUAAAGGGAAGCGUUCCAACCACGGGCAAGGACCUUACCAUUGGCUUCAUUGCUGGGGUUGUAAAUGUGCUGCUAACAACACCGCUCUGGGUGGUGAAUACGAGGCUGAAGCUGCAGGGGGCCAAGUUCCGCAGUGAUGAUAUUGUCCCGACGACGUAUACAGGAAUAUCCGAUGCCUUUCAAAGGAUCCUGCGGGAAGAGGGAAUCAUGGCUCUCUGGAAUGGGACCUUCCCUUCUCUCCUGCUAGUCUUUAACCCAGCCAUCCAGUUCAUGUUCUAUGAAGCAUUAAAGCGUCAACUCCUGAAAGGCCAGACAGAGCUGACAGCAAUGGAGGUGUUUGUGAUUGGUGCUAUUGCGAAGGCCAUUGCCACAGCAGUGACAUACCCACUGCAGACUGUACAGUCAGUACUGAGGUUUGGACAGGAGAAACUAAAUCCAGAGAAGCGGCCUCUAGGAAGUUUACACAGGGUCAUCUAUCUCCUUCAGCAAAGGGUCAAGCGCUGGGGAAUAUUUGGUCUGUACAAAGGACUAGAAGCAAAGCUUUUACAGACUGUCCUAACUGCUGCACUCAUGUUCCUGGUGUACGAGAAACUGACCAGCUUCACAUUCAGGAUUAUGGGCUUAAAAGGCUGAUAUGGACUCGGAUUCUGUUGGUGGAAAAACUGUGCUCCUAUUUUGUAAUGUAAUAUGUGGGUUUCCCUGAAAUGAGCUCCUGUGACACGAAGGAUCUAUAUUUGACGAAUCCUUGUCUUCCCAAACAAUUGCCAAAAAUAUAUUUAUUGACCGUAAUGCAAUCCUCUGCCAGUGCUGAACUUGGGCAUGUGAUCUUUUAUUUGCAAUACUCCAUUUCACAUAGUGAUAGUGGGGGAGACAAUGAUAUAUGCAAGCAAUGUCUUUUAAAAUUCACGUACAAUAAACCAUUUAGGUAUUAUGGGA